This is a messenger RNA of Hemicordylus capensis (graceful crag lizard), 9101 nucleotides long. It is a transcript of the gene DOCK6, whose product is annotated as dedicator of cytokinesis 6. Gene Ontology annotation, molecular function: guanyl-nucleotide exchange factor activity. Gene Ontology annotation, cellular component: cytosol. The record is from RefSeq and is a predicted model, not a curated record. Bases 230 to 6577 code for a protein of 2115 amino acids. Lineage: Eukaryota; Metazoa; Chordata; Lepidosauria; Squamata; Cordylidae. Gene Ontology annotation, biological process: small GTPase-mediated signal transduction; positive regulation of GTPase activity. The transcript has 50 exons.
UCCCUGGGUAGCCGGCAGGGGGCGCUUCGGCCCUGCUGCUGCUGCUGGUGCCGCAGACCCCGCCCCCUCCUCGGUGCCUGUCGGCGGCAGCCGCGAUUCGGUCAGCUCUGUCUGCUUAGCAGCUCCUCCGUUGCAGGACUGUGGUGGCCGCCGAAGACAGCGCCUCCCGCCCGCCCGCCCGCUGUCUGAGGCUCCCGAGUCGGAGGAACGCUGGGCGGAGAGCGAGAGGAUGGCGGCUCCGGAGCGAAGGGCCUUCGCGCACCGCAUCAACCGGACGGUGGCUGCUGAAGUGAGGAAGCAAGUGUCUCGAGAAUAUGGCAACUCCCCCCAGCUUUCUAAGAAGCGUGGUGGCAUCCCACAGUCGGUGCCUCUAACAGAAGUGGUAGAACCAGUAGACUUUGAGGAGUACCUAGUCAGCCAUGUGCCAGAUGCUGAGCCUGGCCCACUUCGUGACCUAGUUGAGUUUCCUGCUGAUGAUCUGGAGGUGAUCCAUGAACCACGAGACUGUCGGACGCUGGAGCCUGCUGUCCCUGAAGAUGGCAAGAAGGAUGCCCGUGUACAAGAUGCUGUACAAGUCUACACAGAAGACUGGGUUAUUGUCCAGAGAAAGUACCAAAGACUAAGCACUAUGUACAAUGCCAACACUGCUGAGAGGCAAAGAGACCGGCAGAAGGGGCUGCCUAAGCAGGUCUUUGAGCUAGAUGAAGUGGCUGAAGAGCGGAGCAGUCAGGGGGAUCUGGAUGACUUGAAGUGCUGCUCUGCCUCCCUGGAUGAUAUGCCCCGAGGGAGCUGGGCCUCCAGCAUAUUUGAUCUGAAGAACUCUGCAGCUGACUCUCUGUUGCCCUCACUGCUGGCGCGGACCGCCAUUGAGGAGACUGAUCGCAGGAAUGAGGAACUGCGGAAGGAGGAUCGGCACAGUGAAAUCCUGGCCCUUUACCCUGCUCCUGAUGAGGAUGAAGCGGUAGAACGCUGCAGCAUCCCAGAAGUUCCCAAGGAGCACUUUGGUCAGAGGAUCCUAGUUAAGUGUUUGUCUCUGAAGUUUGAGAUUGAGAUUGAACCUAUCUUUGGAUCCCUGGCUCUCUAUGAUGUGAAAGAGAAGAAGAAGAUCUCUGAAAACUUUUACUUUGAUCUUAAUUCGGAGCACAUGAAGGGCCUCUUGCGAGCUCAUAGUGCCCAUCCUGCCAUCUCCACAUUGGCUCGCUCAGCUAUCUUCUCACUCACACAUCCUUCUCCAGAUAUAUUCUUGGUGAUCAAGCUGGAGAAGGUGCUGCAGCAAGGGGACAUCAGUGAGUGCUGUGACCCAUACAUGGUCAUGAAGGAGAUGGAUGCUCUGAAGAACAAGGAGAAGCUAGAGAAGCUGCGGGUGUCAGCAGAGCAGUUCUGCACCCGCUUGGGGCGGUACCGUAUGCCAUUUGCUUGGACUGCCAUCCAUCUCAUGAACAUAAUCAAUAGCACUGGCAUGCUUGAGAGGGAUGCUUCUGACUCUGAGGGUGACCGCAAAGGCACCUGGAAUGAGCGCAAGAGGAAAGCAUAUGAGCGCUUGAGUGUUGGAGAGGAGACUUGCAGUUUCAGCAACUUCCGCCCAGCUACCCUCACAGUCACCAACUUCUUCAAGCAGGAAGGUGAUCGUCUCAGUGAUGAAGACUUGUACAAAUUUUUGGCUGAUAUGAGGCGACCAUCAUCUGUCCUCAGAAGGCUCCGGCCUGUUACAGCCCAGCUCAAGGUUGACAUCUCUCCAGUCCCAGAGAACCCCCAUUACUGUCUGUCUCCAGAACUGCUGCAUGUCCAGCCCUAUCCUGACCUCCGGGUUCGACCCACCAAGGAGAUCCUAGAGUUCCCAGUGAAGGAAGUCUACACGCCUCACACUACAUAUAGGAACCUGCUCUACAUUUACCCCCAGAGUCUGAAUUUCAGCAGCCGCCAGGGUUCAGUGCGGAACAUCACAGUGAAGCUGCAGUUCAUGGCUGGAGAGGACCCUGGCCAAGCCAUGCCGGUUAUUUUUGGAAAGUCGAGCUGCAGUGAGUUUGCAAAAGAGGCCUAUACUGCUGUGGUGUACCAUAACAAGUCCCCUGAGUUCUAUGAGGAGUUCAAGAUGAAGAUCCCAGCCAAUCUGACAGACAACCAUCACCUGCUCUUCACCUUUUACCAUGUCAGCUGCCAGCAGAAGCAGAACACACCUCUGGAGACACCUGUUGGCUACACCUGGAUUCCCCUCAUGCAGCAUGGGCGGCUGAGGACAGGUCAGUUCUGUCUGCCUGUGUCAGUUGACCAGCCUCCUCCCAGCUACUCAGUACUCACACCUGAUGUGCAGCUGCCUGGCAUGAAGUGGGUGGAUAAUCACAAGGGUGUCUUCAGCGUGGAACUACUGUCAGUCUCUUCUGUCCACACUCAGGACCCAUUCCUAGACAAGUUCUUCACCUUGAUCCAUGUGCUGGAAGAAUACACUUUCCCCUUCCGACUGAAAGAUGUGAUCCUCACAGAGAGCAACAUGGAGUCCGAGUUGAAAUCCAGUGUAGGCAACCUGCGAGUGGCUAGCUUGGAGCCCCUAGUUGCGUUCAGCCACCAGAUCCUCAACAAGCUUAUCCAGCUCAUUGUGCACCCACCUGUCAUUGGAGGACAGAUUGUGAACUUGGGUCGUGCUGCCUUUGAGGCCAUUGCUGUGAUGGUGAACCAGAUCCACAAGAGCCUUGAUGGCAGCCAGGACCAACAUGGCCACAACCAUCUGUUGGCCUCCUACAUCUUUUAUGUUUUCCGUCUGCCUGUGUUGGAGCCAGGCUUGCCAGAGACAGGAAUGUCACCUCAUAGUGGCCCCAUCCAGUAUGCCACCUUAUCCCGAGCAUCUGGCCGUCCUGCCAGCCUUAAUCUCUCCCGUUCCAAAAGCAUCAGCAACAGCAACCCUGACCUGACUACUACACCAAACUCCCCUGAUGAGGAAGUUCAGAAGAUCAUCAGCAGCAAGGGGAUCGACCGUUCUCACUCCUGGGUCAACUCAGCUUAUGCCCCUGGAGGCCCAAAGUCUGUGCUUCGCAGAAAUCAUCCGAACUCCAGCACGGACUUAAAGCAGGCUGCAGAGCGAGCACCUAAUCGCAUCUCCUCCUAUCUUGAGGGCUCCACUUUUGCUCCACCUACCCCGAUGAGACCAGUGACUAAAAAGCUGCUUCACGAAGAACUGGCCCUGCAGUGGGUGGUGAGCACCAGUGCAGUGCGGGAGGCUACCUUGCACCAAGCCUGGUUUUUCUUCAAACUGAUGGUGAAGAGUAUGGCACAUCAUCUAUUCCUGUGUGACAAGCUAGAGGCGCCUCGCAGGCUGCGCUUUCCUGGCCGCUUUGUCGAUGACAUCUCAGCCCUUGUGUGCGCAGUCAGUGCCGAAAUUGCCAGCCGUUGCCAGAAGGAUGUAGAACUGGUGGAACAUCUCAACAGCAGUUUGGCCUUUUUCCUCAAUGACCUGCUGUCCCUCAUGGAUCGUGGCUUUGUCUUCAACCUUCUGCGUGCCUAUUACAAGCAGAUCAGUAAUCGGCUGCUGAACACUCAGAACCCCAAUACCCUUGUUGCUCUGAGGAUGGACUUUAUCCGUAUCCUCUGCAGCCAUGAGCAUUAUGUCACACUGAACCUACCCUGCAGUGGCCUCUCCCCACCUGCUUCCCCGUCUCCCUCAGUCUCUUCAGCAACCUCCCAGGGUUCAGCCUUCUCUAGCCACACACAGGACCAGCGAGUGGCCAGCAUGUUUGAGCUCUCUAUGGCCUUUCGGCAGCAGCACUUCCUGGCAGGGUUGGUGCUGAUGGAGCUGGCGCUAAUCCUGGAACCAGAUGCAGAGGCGGCCUUUUUUCUGCACAAGAAGGCAAUCAGUACUCUACACAACCUACUGUGCAGCCAUGACUCGGACACCCGCUACAUGGACCCUGCUGUGCGGGCACAUGUGGCUCAGCUCUACUUGCCUCUGAUUGGAAUCAUCAUGGAUGCCUUGCCCCAGUUCUAUGAUUUCACAGAGAACCACAGCCAGAGAGGGCGGCUAGCUUCUGUGAUGGCUGAGGAAGGAGAUGGGGACAGCAGCACCAUUAGCCAGUCAGUUGCCUUGGCCAUUGCUGGCUCGCCCCUGCCUCAUGCACAUCGGUCCAACCUCUUUCAGAUGCCAUCAGUGCCUCCUCGCCAGUACAGCACUCUCUCAGCGGAGGCAAGCCGCAACCUGUUGGUGUGUCUCCUUUGGGUGCUGAAGAAUGCAGAUGGAGCUGUGCUGCACCGUUGGCUUGCUGACCUCUCCGCCUUCAAUGUGAACCGCCUCCUUGACCUCCUUUACCUUUGUGUCUCCUGCUUUGAGUACAAGGGCAAGAAGGCCUUUGAGCGUAUCAACAGCUUGACUUUCAAGAAGUCCCUGGACAUGAAAGCACGACUGGAGGAAGCCAUUCUGGGCACCAUUGGGGCACGCCAAGAAAUGGUUCGCCGCAGCCGAGAGCGCAGCCCGUUUGGAAACCAAGAGAAUGUUCGCUGGAGGAAGAACAUCACCCACUGGAGGCAGAAUUCGGACAAGGUGGACAAGUCCAAGGAUGAGAUGGAGCAUGAGGCCCUCGUUGAUGGUAAUAUGGCCACAGAAGCUAACAUGGUGGUGCUGGACACCCUGGAAAUCAUUGUGCAGACAGUGAUAUUAUCAGAAGCCAAAGAGAGUGUCCUGGGUGGGGUGCUGAGAGUGCUUCUGCACAGCAUGGGCUGUACGCCUAGUGCUGCCUUCCUGCAACAUUGCUUUGCCACCCAGAGAGCAUUGGUAAGCAAGUUCCCGGAGAUGCUUUUUGAGGAAGACACAGAACUGUGUGCUGACCUGUGUCUGCGCCUUCUGCGCCACUGCAGCAGCAGGGUGGGCACUGUCCGCACCCACGCGAGUGCUUCACUCUACCUUCUCAUGCGACAGAACUUCGAGAUUGGUAAUAACUUUGCCCGAGUAAAGAUGCAGGUCACCAUGUCACUCUCCUCACUUGUGGGAACAUCACAGAACUUCAAUGAGGAGCACUUGCGGCGCUCAUUGAAGACCAUCCUGACAUAUGCAGAGGAGGACCUGGAGCUGCGGGACACCACCUUUGCUGAGCAGGUUCAGGACCUAGUCUUCAACCUGCACAUGAUCCUGACAGACACAGUGAAGAUGAAGGAGCAUCAAGAGGACCCUGAGAUGCUGAUAGACCUGAUGUACAGGAUCGCCAAGGGGUACCAAACAUCCCCAGACCUGAGACUGACAUGGCUCCAGAACAUGGCAGCAAAGCAUUCCGAGCGUGGGAACCAUGCAGAGGCAGCUCAGUGUCUGGUGCACUCUGCUGCCUUGGUAGCCGAGUACCUGAGUAUGCUGGAGGACUGCCGCUACCUACCUGUGGGCUGUGUUACCUUCCAGAACAUCUCUUCGAAUGUGCUGGAAGAGUCUGCUGUCUCAGAUGACGUCCUAUCCCCUGAUGAAGAGGGCAUCUGCUCUGGAAAGUACUUCACUGAACAAGGGCUGGUGGGGUUGCUUGAGCAGGCAGCUUCCUCAUUUACAAUGGGUGGGCUCUACGAAGCUGUCAAUGAGGUCUACAAGAUCCUUAUUCCUAUCCAUGAGGCUAACCGUGACUUUAAGAAGCUGGCCACGCUGCAUGGCAAACUGCAGGAUGCCUUCAGCAAGAUCACCAACCAGGCCUCUGGCUGGGAGAGGAUGUUUGGGACAUACUUCCGGGUUGGCUUCUAUGGAUGCAAGUUUGGAGAUCUGGAUGAACAGGAGUUUGUGUACAAAGAACCCUCCAUCACCAAAUUAGCUGAAAUCUCUCACCGACUCGAGGAGUUUUAUGUGGAGCGGUUUGGGGAUGAAAUGGUAGAAAUCAUCAAAGACUCCAACCCUGUGGACAAGGCCAAGUUGGAUCCUAACAAGGCAUACAUCCAACUGACUUAUGUGGAACCCUUCUUUGACACAUAUGAACUGAAGGACCGUGUCACAUACUUUGACAAGAACUACAACUUACGCACCUUCAUGUUCUGCACACCCUUCACGCUGGAUGGGCGAGCACAUGGUGAUCUGCACGAGCAGUUCAAGCGCAAGACUCUGCUCACCACCUCUCAUGCUUUCCCCUACAUCAAAACCCGCAUCAAUGUCAUCCACAAGGAAGAGAUUAUUCUCAUUCCCAUUGAGGUGGCCAUUGAAGACAUGCAGAAGAAAACCCAGGAGCUGGCCUUUGCUACUCAUCAGGAUCCAGCUGAUGCCAAGAUGCUGCAGAUGGUGUUGCAGGGGUGUGUUGGCACCACAGUCAACCAGGGCCCUCUGGAAGUGGCACAAGUGUUUUUGGCUGAGAUCCCCGAUGACCCCAAGCUAUACCGGCACCAUAACAAGUUGCGGCUCUGCUUCAAGGACUUUACCAAGAGGUGUGAAGAUGCCCUUCGCAAGAACAAGACACUGAUUGGGCCAGACCAACGCGAGUACCACCGAGAGCUAGAAAGGAACUACCAACGCCUGAAGGAAGCCCUGAAUCCACUUCUCAACCGCAAAAUCCCUCAGCUCUAUACUCCUCUUGCCCCCCAUUCUGCCCACAGAAACUCCUUCAGUAGAUUGAGUCUGCGGAAGAUUGAUGCCUAGGAUGGGAGCCCCUGCUAGAAUGGACCACCUGAGCUUAUGGGGAUCAGUUGCAUGAAGAGCUACUGCCCCCGCCUCCGCAGGACUCCAGCCUUGCUUUGGUGACAUGCAUGCUCUGUGAUGAGAGAGAAGACUGAGAUUUGGAGCCCCCUUCUGUGUCGCAUUAGGCACUCUCCAGAUGUGGGGCUGGUCUGUCACUCUUGACAGGAAGAAUAUCUGUGAAAGCCAGUGAUGGGAAUUAUCUGGUUGCCACAUUUUGCUCAGCUGGACACUGUGCCUCCAUCCUCAGGAAGCUUCUCGGAGCACUGCCCUCAAGAUCAGGCACUCCAGUCUAGCCCUUCUGCGCAUCUUCUUCCUUACUGAUUGAAGAUUUGCUUUGUGUGUGUGAGCCUUGAACUUCUGCUUGGAGUAGCCAGAUCUGAAACUUUGGUUAUGGCUGUGGUUGGAGGCCCCACUGUGGAUUCUGUACAUCUGCUCUCUGACAGCUGGGGUCAGUGGAAAAAAUGCUGGUCCCCUGACCCCUUCCUCUUGCUCUGUCCUUGACUCUCCCUUUUGGCAACCAACUGUCUGGGGCUGCCAGUUAUUUGUGGAUCAACAGCUGGACUGCGUUCUGCAUCCUACUCCUGACUCAGGGAAGAAGGCAAUGGUCUUGGGGAGUGGGAAUCUUGGACACCUGGUUUCUAUUGGCCUUGGGAUGUGAGCAGAUCUCUGCAUUGAUAACUUGACCUGCUUACCCAGAACUUGGUCUGAAACCCAGGAAUUCUGACUCUCAUGACAUCUGCAAUUUCCUCCACGGCAUCCCCAGAUAUCCUGGAUGCCACCUUUUCAUAGCUGGUUACCAGUCCUAUCUCAACUGUCCUCCUGCCAUCUGGCUUCUGGGAUCCUCUGCUUCCGUAACUUGGACCAAAGACCCUUUUCACAUGCCUCUUGUUAAACCCUUUCCAAGGCAGUGAGCAGCAUUCUGACACACACACUAAAUCACAGCAGUGCCUUCUCAAACAGAAUGGACGAGGGAAGGGGGCUGGUAACUUCCCUUUCUCCAAAUGCCAAAGGGGCUGUGUCCGCAUCUAUUAAGAGAACGAAUGACCACCAGUGUCCAUCUUAGUGCCUCUUCCUCACUGCCACCCCUCAGCAAAUAGUAAUGGAAGGAAAAUCUGCCUCUACAGACUAGAACUGAAUCCAGACUCUUCUGUGCUCCCAUAAGAAGGAGAAGGGUGUUUUCCUGGGGUUGCUGUAAAAGGCUGCCAUCAGCUCACAAUGGCACAAGGAAUAGAUUCAGCAAAAAUGGAUCCACCCCAUUUCCUUCAAAAGGGAAUGAUUUGGGGACAGAGAAAAUGGCUGUGGAGGUGGGGGCCUCAACCAGAGAGUGUGAAUCCAGAUAUACUUGAGAGUGAGAAUAUGAUAUUUUAUGAAAAAAAUAAAGAAAAUAUGUUUUAAUCCAGACUAUAGGCUGGUUCUGACAUCUUGUGGAACCUCUGUUUAAAGCUGGCACUGGAUGACAUCUCUAAGCCUUGGGAGGGUGCACUUCCCCUCCUCCAGUGUGUGUCUGCUUCUGAUUUUGGUUAAAAUAAACCAAGAUUGGUCAUGAAAUCCAAACCAUCUGGUCUUAAUAUAGUCUAACCUACUGACUUGAAAUAAUCCAUGAUCUGAAACUCGCAUCAAACCUUGGUUUUGGAUUGUGGUUUAUUUCAAGCAAGUCAGAAUCAACCAAGAUGGAAUGGUCCAGACAUCAUGACCAAUUUUGGUUUAUUUUAACCUAAAUCAGCAGUAGAUGCUUGUGUGGGUAUUGGAGCAGGCAGAUCACAUUCCAAAAGUGGAGGGUGUUGUGCAAAGCCAGAUUUUAACAAAGUAUCUGUGAUGUCUGAACCAGCCCUAUGUGUCUAUAUGCACUCUCUUGAUUUGGGCUGAGAGUGUCAAAUCAAGAAAAGAUAAACAUUACCUUCAGCUAAACAAGCAGAACUAAAGCAGAAAAUUAAUGUCGGCAGAACUGAAUCUGUUCUAAAAUAACUCAUUUUAGCUUUCAUAGAGGCAACCUUGGAGAAGCCGCUGCCAGUCUGUGAAGACAAUACUGAGCUAGAUAUACCAAUGGUCUGACUCAGUAUAUGGCAGUUUCCUAUGUUCCACUGGGCCAUUGCAAGAGGUGGGCCUCCUCACUGUUUUUCACCCUCUGUUUGUGCAACCCGCAAGGGCCUUUAAUAUAAAGGUCUGUGCCUUUGCCUAACAAUGGAAGGCAAAAAGAGAUCACUUGUGAGACUCAGUUGCCUGCCUGUAACCAAAGCUACAAUGAUUUGAUCCCAGAGAAGAGGGUAGGGGAACCUUUUGGCUCUAGAGUUCCAUUCGCCUUACCUUGUUCCAGGCCACAUUUUCUUGACAAGGUGAAUGCCGCAGAGUGUCAUGACCAGGCUUAUUGGGCAGCUGAACCUUGAUUUUUAUUUUUAUGUUUUGUCUGUCUGUCUGUCUCUUGCUUCUCUGUAGAGAAGGCUGUAAAUUUUUUAUUUAUAAUACAGUUAACAAAACAAAACACAAA